This is a messenger RNA of Mya arenaria, 1330 nucleotides long. RefSeq names its product tetraspanin-18-like. The record is from RefSeq and is a predicted model, not a curated record. The coding region runs from base 275 to 1159 and encodes 294 amino acids. Gene Ontology annotation, cellular component: membrane. The transcript is spliced from 8 exons. Lineage: Eukaryota; Metazoa; Mollusca; Bivalvia; Myida; Myidae.
UUUAACAUGUACAAGUAAAAAUACGUUAAUAUUUUAAUAUGGAGAUAAAACUCGUACAUAAGCAAGAAUAUUGGAAUAAUUAUAUCACAUGUUGAUAAUAUGUCUAUUAAAAUAAAGUAAGAAUUUGUUUUGUUUUUUCAAAACAUUUCUUUCGGAAAACACUUUUUUUGGCUUUAAGAUCAACAUUUUGGCUAGAUUUGAUUUUUAGAAGUAAAAACAUCACCUUUCGAACGAUUCUUUCCCCGUAACUGCACAUUGUUCAUACGUUACCGUCAUGACACAUUAUCGUGGGAAGCGUCGCUCGGACUUCCGGUAUCUAGGACGCUGCGGGAAGGUCCUCAUGGUCGCGUGCAACGUCACUCUCUUGUUGUUGGGUCUUGGCCUAGUGGUCCUAGGAGUAUUGAUGAAGCUGGACACCAACAGAGUUAACUACACCCAGAUAAUCGGUAUCCUUAACACCAUCAACUUCUACGGCUCGUUAACUUUCGGAAAGGUCUUCAUAGAGCUGCCAAUCUUUGUGAUCUCUGUCGGUGUUGCAGCCGUUCUUUUAGCCGGGUUCGGAUUUGUUUCUACUCGUCUCAAGAAGCAACGUCUCCUCGUUCUGUUUUCAUACGUCAGCCUGUUGAUCAUGGUUGCACAGGCCAUAUGUUUAGGGAUGCUUGGAGUUGCAAAAACCAAGAUCGAGACGGAAAUACAACCGACGAUAAAUUCAACUUUUCUUGAAUACGAAGGAGUCGAUUCCACCGAGGCAACAUCGCAGGCCUGGGAUCAGUUUUUUCUUAAGUUCGAGUGUUGCGGGUACGACACUGUGGUUUCAAACACGGACAAUUUCUGGGAGUUUAACGUGACCACGUGGUGGGGACUUGUAGGCACGUUACGGGACAGCGACCUUGACUAUGUACCUACUUCCUGCUGCAAGUCCGCUACACUGGACAACUAUAAAACACUGAGCGACACCAACUGUGAGGUCCAGUUACUGACGCAUUACAAAAGGGGCUGUUGGAAUGAACUGUACAGCUACUUUACCAAAUAUAUCUACCACACCAUAAGGGUAUCGAAGGCAACGCUUGCUUUUGAGGUUCUUUGCAUAUUCGUUCCGUUCAUCAUGUGUGUGUCCAUCCGUCAGAAGAAGACAAUCCGGCUGUUUGAGGAACACUAACCUAUUGUAAGACAGGGAAUUUUGCUUAGAAAAAACAAUUGAAACAACUUUCCGUACUCAAAUGAGAUAUAAUUAGUCUAAUAUUUUACGGAAGCAAGGCAAUUGUACGUAAUAAUUACAUAGUAUGUUAACUAGUUUUCUAUUUGUUUACGAAAUAAAAUGUUGAAGUUA